This is a messenger RNA of Carassius auratus (goldfish), 1264 nucleotides long. Its product is annotated as immunoglobulin kappa light chain. NCBI's taxonomy places the organism in Eukaryota, Metazoa, Chordata, Actinopteri, Cypriniformes, Cyprinidae. The coding region runs from base 24 to 983 and encodes 319 amino acids. The transcript has 6 exons. The record is from RefSeq and is a predicted model, not a curated record.
CUCUUCAGGCACUCUCUGCCAUCAUGAGUCUUCCAAUGCAGUUAUGUUUUUUGUUUCUCAUUUUCCUUUUUUGUAAAGUGGAUGGAAAUGUGAAACUUCAACAGAAAACUGCAAUGAUCAAAUCUGUGGACAAGACAGUUGUUAUAGACUGUAUUUUUCCAUCAGCCUGCAAUGGCUACAUUCACUGGUAUCAACUAAAAGAGAACCAGAUCUUAAGAAGAAUAUUAUAUUCAUCAAUUUCAAGUGGAGCCACAAGCAAUGAUGCUGGUUUUGAAUCAUUUAAAGUUGAUAAGAAACAGUCAAAUUUGGCUCUGAAAAUACCUGAACUGAAAGAAGAGCACUCAGCGGUGUAUUACUGUGCCUGCUGGAUCUCGGGUGACAAGAAAGUCUUCGGUCCGGGUACUCGACUUUAUGUUACAGGAGAUAAGUUUGAGUCACCAAAAGUGUCUGGAUACCUACCGUACCGUAACGAAGAUGCCAAUCAGACAAUGUUAUGCAACGCAAGAGACAUGUUUCCUGACUUGGUAAAAUUCACAUGGGAAAAAAAGAAUGAAACAGUAGAUUGGACGAACGUGGAGGAUAAAUAUGUUGUGGAACAGAGUUACAAAGCUGAUGAAAAAGAUAAAAAGGUUAAAGUUAAAGCAGUGUCAAGUAUGAUGAUUAUAGAUAAAAACACAGCCAAAAGCAACGAGUUCCGAUGCACUGUUACCCAUGAGGGAAACACUGAGAAACCCCAAAUUAUUUUAAUGAAGAAAGUAAGCACGUUGAAAAAGAAACCUACAGAUAAUGAAAAGCCAACUUGUCCACCCACUGAUGAGACCAUAAUAAAUAAAAAAUCAGGAGAUUCGGAGCAAAUACGCAGUCUGUACAUGUUUGUCUAUGCAUAUGGUGUCAUGAUCAUGAAGAACGGAAUGUAUUUUUGUGUUGUGUUUAUCUUUCUAUUAAAGAGAAAAGCUGCAAGAAAGAAAGAUGAAAGCUCUUAGAGAUUUAAGAUAAAUAUCAAGUAAGCAAAGGUUUAUUAGCACAUUUCGCUGACUAAAGAACAUAUCUACAGCUAUAUUAUCUCUGCUUGAUCAUAUUGCUUUUAAAUUUGUUGUAGAUCUGCUUUGCACAAUUUAUUUUUACAUCUUUGAAAUGCAAUAUUUCAAUUUUUUUAAAUGUGUAAUGUACCCAAAUUUAAAAAUGUUAUUUGUAUUCACUUUGUAUUCUGUUUUUUAUUCUUUUGGUAUUCUCAGAAUAAAAUCUGCGCCUAAAAUAAAUGAAA